CGCGGGUUUUGCAUCAGUUGUGGUAAAUUUUCCCGCGCGAUCAUAGCGCGACUAACAUAUUUGUCGCGUACAAAGUUACGUUUGGAAGUUAUGAAAAGUGUUUUACCAUAGAGUCGUCAAUUUAUUUUUCACGAGCUGUUUUAAAAGAAAGAUCACCUCACAAUGGGCACGUCCAGGACUUGUCUUUUCUUCAUCACCAUGCACUUAAUAUACGCCGCAUCAGCGCAAGAUAUCGAGAAGCGUGUUCCCAAAGGUUUCCUCGGUAUGCGUGGCAAGAAAUACGACUCGGCGUCAUCAGAACAGUUCUAUAAGCGGAGACCACAGUUCUUUGUUGGGGUUAAAGGGAAAAAGAGCUUCUUAGAAGCGUUAGAGAACUAUGAGUAUAAACGAGCGCCAAUGGGUUUUGUGGGCAUGAGAGGGAAGAAAGAAUCAUAUAUCCCUAACUUGUAUUACCCAGACAGUUAUGAGUACGUCCCGAAGCGUGAUGGGUCGCUAAUCGGUCAAAUUGAUUACGCAUCUAGCGACGAAACGCGGCAAUUUGACGAAAAUGAAUUCCCAGUUUUAAACGACUUCCUCACGGAGUAUUUGCAGAAGCUCGAGCGACCCGAAGCUGUCACAGAAGCGACUGUCGACAACGAGCUAACGAAUGAGAGGAUCACGAACGAAGUGGACAAAAGAGCUGCCAACAUGCAUCAGUUUUAUGGUGUGAGGGGAAAGAAAUCAGUUCAAGAUAAACGACCUUACGAUUUGACGUUUCGCGGUAAAUUCAUAGGGGUACGAGGCAAAAAGGACACCAAAAACAGCGCAGCGCAAGAAGUAAAGUUUUUACUGAACGGACCGUGGCCCAAAAGGAAGGCUCAGAUGGGAUUUUUUGGGAUGCGAGGCAAGAAAUGGAUCGACGAUGCGAGCCCCGAAAUGGAAACGCCGAAUUAAGUGUCUUCAAUACGUUUCAAUUAUUAUGCUGUCUCCUUUAAUCCUGUUAAGACAUCUACAUAUCCUUAUAACAUAAUGGAUUCCUUGCCAAUUUAAAUAUAAGUGGCUUAUUCUGACGUUGUACCGUUGGAUAAGUUCUAUCUAGUCAGUAUACUGCGUUAGAGAAAAUUAUAUUACAAAUUUGUUAGGCUGCGACCGCACUGGAGUCGUAAUAAGCGACUAAAAUCGUACUUGUAGCGCCGCUCCGCGGAAUUUUAUGUGAACUAAUGCAAGUUAUUAGUAUUACCAGGUCAAACUGCGCGUCAAAUCUGGAAAUAUGGAUUUAUUGGUACUUCAUAUUUCAAGUUGCACAGAAUUACCAAUAAAAAUACUAUCCGGAAAAGAAGAUCGUAAGCGAAAUCUUGUCACUUACCAUUUACUCGCGUGCGACAUUCCGAGAAUUUAUAAAUACAAUUUAUUCUGAAUGUAGUUUAUUUUUCUGGGAUGAAAUAGGUGGACUAGAUCUCACUAAUUUUUAAUUAUUUUCAAGUAAGUCUUUAUUUUCAAUUUUGGACGUGUAUUUUCUUCAGCUUUUUGUAAGUAUAAUUUGUAAAAUAACUUUCAAGCACUGUAGAAUUCAGGUCUCUUUUCGAAUUGUAUGAUUUUUAACUAAUUUGAUAACUCGAUUUCAUUGCUAGAUCGAAUCCAUACAAAUUUUUAAACGUACAUUAACAUUUUAAAGUAUCUAUUUUAAAAUUGUGAGGCUUACAGUAUAAAUAUAUAUAGUUUUUAAUUAUUUCCAUAAUAUAUGUUUUGUCGCUUUGCGAAGCUUACCAGUGUGGUCGUGGCCUGAGAAGUAUUUAUUUUUAUAAUUUAAUCUUUAUAAUUAGUUUUUGUAGAUUUUUCUAUUGUCUCUAAUAAAAAAAUGAAAAAGUUUAUCUUGUUGUUAAAAAAAGUCAGUGACUCGAGUAGGUGUUAAGUAGAUAGUUUGGAGAGUAAUUUUCAAUUAAUAUAGAUCUUGAAAUGUCUCUGAUUACGAUGUUGAAAAUUAUAUAUAUAAAAAAAUUAUUGAAAGAUUUUUUGGAUGCAAUUUUUCUAAAAAUAUAUAGAUCGACUCUCAAAUAUAUAUGUACACUUACCUGUUAUAAUUUAUAAUAAAAAUUGUAACUACCUAAAAUAUAUCUAAUGUUAUUUUAUUCUUAUGUUAUAGAUAGUUAAUGCGUAUUGUACCUAUACUAUGAUGUUACUAAUGAAUAUCCAAAUGCAUUUUGUAAAGGCUGGCAAAAUGUAACAUUGUAACAUUUAAAUGUAAUAUUAACAGUGACUCUAUCAUGAAGAAUAUGUAAUAUAAUAAAUGCAGUUGCCGAUUU
This is a messenger RNA of Galleria mellonella (greater wax moth), 2282 nucleotides long. It is a transcript of the gene Tk, whose product is annotated as tachykinins. Bases 163 to 933 code for a protein of 256 amino acids. NCBI's taxonomy places the organism in Eukaryota, Metazoa, Arthropoda, Insecta, Lepidoptera, Pyralidae. The transcript is spliced from 3 exons. The record is from RefSeq and is a predicted model, not a curated record.